GGGUCUUUCAUCCUAUUUUCCUAGCAGCAUUUCAUAUGCCUUGCUCUUAAGCUCUUCCACAGCAAAGGAGAUUUAGUCACCAUAAAAUCCAUUCUCAACAUAUUACCCUGCAGUUCAUACAUAAAUGAAGAAUUGACACUUGUGAAAUCCAAUGAAACAAUGCCGUGUAAUGUGUCUACUUUACAAGAUACACCAGACAGAGGAAGAAAUAUGGAGGCUGACUCAAGUGGCUCUAAGUGCAAUAGGAAAAGGAAACGUUGCCUUUUGUACAGAUAGGAAUAUUUGCCAGAUAACAUAAUUAUAUAAUUUACUAAAAAUAACUGAUUUUCUUUAGGAUAAACAACCAGUAGAAGAGUCCCGCACAUGGUCAUAGGAGCCCUGAGCAGGGUAUAAAAGCGACAGAGGGCAAGGAAGUUUCACAUUCAAGAACCUCACUCUUCUGGAAGACUACGAUCCUCCACUCUCUGACACCAUGGUCAGCUCCUGUUGUGGUUCCACGUGCUUUGACCAGGGCUGUGGCAUUGGCCUCUGCCAGGAGACCUGCUGCCGCCCCUCCUGCAGUGGCUCUAGCUGCUGUGGCUCCAGCUGCUGCAGGCCCAGCUGCUGCAUCUCCAGCUGCUGCCGCCCCUCCUGCGGCAUCUCCAGCUGCUGUCGCCCCUCCUGCAGUGGCUCUAGCUGCUGUGGCUCCAGCUGCUGCAGGCCCAGCUGCUGCAUCUCCAGCUGCUGCCGCCCCUCCUGCAGUGGCUCUAGCUGCUGUGGCUCCAGCUGCUGCAGGCCCAGCUGCUGCAUCUCCAGCUGCUGCCACCCCUCCUGCUGUGGCUCCAGCUGCGGCGGUUCCAGCUGCUGUGGACCCAGCUGUUGCUGCCCUGGCUGCGGCCUGCGACCAGUCUGUGGCCGGGUCUCCUGCCACACCACUUGCUACCGCCCAACCUGUGUCAUCUCCACCUGCCCCCGCCCCACGUGCUGUGCCUCCUCUUGUUGCUGAGUCCCCAGCCCUCUGACUGCCUCUCCAUCUACCUUCGUCCUCACAGAUUAGACCCUCAUUUUGUGCUGACACAUAGGACACAUGGUGUGGGGCUCAUGUUGCUCAAAUUAGUUGGGUCUCAUGAUUUUAUCAAGCCCACCACAGGCCAACUAACUCUGUGAGCACAUUCUGGCCUCAGUCCAAAUUCUACACCUAGAUCUCUCCUUCUACUUCACCAAAGUGUGAAUUUGCUCCUAACAGAUCUAUGGUUGUGUUCACUAAUUCUCCUCCUUAACUAUUGGGCAUCAGGUCAUCAAGCUCAAGGAGCUCAUGCUUGCUGUCAGUGAUUUUUACAUUAUAGAUUUUUAUAGUCUCCUUCUUUAUUGUCCAAUGGAUUCUUUUUCAUAAUGCUUUUACCCCAGUUUUUCCAUUGUGUAAGUCUGUGCCAAAAUAAAUCACCA
Manis pentadactyla (Chinese pangolin) is the source of this 1425-nucleotide messenger RNA. Its product is annotated as keratin-associated protein 4-11-like. Gene Ontology annotation, cellular component: keratin filament. The coding region runs from base 473 to 985 and encodes 170 amino acids. NCBI's taxonomy places the organism in Eukaryota, Metazoa, Chordata, Mammalia, Pholidota, Manidae. The transcript has a single exon. The record is from RefSeq and is a predicted model, not a curated record.